UUACAGGAGAUAAAAAACAUGCUUAAAUAUUAAUGCAAGUCAAUGGAACCAGACAUUCCAAGUCAUUUUGGGCCACUUGUUUUGGUCCAUUCAUCUAGAAAUAUACACACCGUGUGGAGGUCAGCGGGCGUUUUUACUUUAUGCCAAAAACGGAAAAUGGUGAAAAACAGAGGUUUUGAAAAAUACAUAGAGAAGACAUUAUCACUGCGUUUAUAUGGUGCACAUGUGCUUCCACAGAGUGAAAGAGCCUGGCUGGCGUGUUUGAACACGUCUCAGUCAGACUGUGGGACUGAUGAUGUUUAUCUGAAGGUAAACAUGCUCAGUGUCAGUAAGUCCACAGCUGCAGGAGUCACGUUCAGGUAGAGACCCGCACCUUCAGGACAUUCUCAGGAUAGUUUGAGGACUCCAGUUCAGAAACAUCUCAGUCCUCUGAAAGCUCAUCUGAAUCAGGGGCCACUGGGAGACCUGCAGAAUGCAGCGCAGGGACCACCUGUUCAUUUACUCCGUCAUUUGGGUUUGACUUGGAGAGUGUGGUGCAGUGGUCUCGCUCUCUGUGGUCAGUGGUCAUCAUGCAGUUGAACACAGCGCUGAUCGUCCUCCUGCUGACCCUCCAGAUUACACACAGCCUCACCGGUCCUCCGGUUCCUGAGAGCCUCUCUCUGGAACAGGACUUUGCGUCUCAGACUCUCUCUCUGACCUGGGAGAGCCAUGCAGCGCUUUUCGACAUUGAGAUCUUUCGCACUGAGCUGGAGGAGAACGUUCUCAACGUGACGGUACGUGCUGCGGUUGAUCCCGUAUCAGGGCAGCGUAGUUGGACCUGGCGCUCUCCGGUUCCUCUGCAGUGUACCUCACACUCUGUGCAGAUCAGAGCUCGACAGGAGAACACAGUGAGCCAGUGGAGCCCCCUGCAGAUCGUGCAGGGCUCUGAUGUUCCAGUGAAGCAACAGGCUCAGAUGUAUCCUCAGGAUAAGGUGGUUCCAGUGGGCGGUAACCUCACGUUCUGCUGCAUCGUGUCUGAGGGCGGGCAGUUCGGCAGCAUUGAGUACAAGAACAGGAAGAUGGAGGUGACCAGGAUGAGCCGCAGGAGUUUCGCUACCAGCGUGACGAACCUGCCCCAGUCCGGCUCCUCCGGCACCAACAUCAUCUGCUUAUCCCCACAGGAAAUCAUCACCGGAGCCGUGGUGUUCGUGGGCUACCCCCCGGGUGACGAGCGUCUGGAGUGUGAGACGAGGGACCUGCAGAAGGCCGAGUGCCGCUGGAGGAAGGGACGAGAUACAGGAUUCUGGAGGACCUCUUUACUGACACGCUACACUCUAAAUGGCAGGCGCUGUGUAGAGGCAAACAGAAACAUGAAGCUGUGCCGCUUUGACCGCUGGGAGAACAGCUGGACCCUGACAGCUGAAAAUGAGCUGGAAGCUGUCCAGCUGAACGACUCCGCCCACAUCACUGAGCGCGUGCGCCUCUUUGCUCCGGUGAACGUUUCUGCGGUUCCUCAGGCGUGGAACUCCAGUCUGCAGUGGAGCUGGACCUUCCAGGCUGUCCAAACUCUGGACUUGCUGUGUCAGGUGCAGCUCACCAGCGGAGGGCGCUCCAGCUCUCGUAACUACACCGGAGUGGGACUCUCUGCCGCUCUGCUGGACGGACUGAGGCCAGACGUCGAAUAUUCCGUUUCUGUACGAUGUGCCUCUCUGCGGAGUUUCUGGCGCUGGGGGGACUGGAGCGCCCCCUACAGCUUACACACCAGGAUGGACUGCCCUGAAGCUCCUGAUGUGUGGGUGAGGAUGGACAGUGAAACCGCUGGCCAGAUCCUGUGGAAACCUCUCUCUAUCAGUGAUAGUCACGGUGCUCUGGAGGCCUAUGAGGUCUAUCAGAAGGAUGGAGAGCAGGAUGGAUGGACGGUUCUUUCUCUCCCUCCAUCCAUAUCCAGUUUUCCCGUCAUCCUCAGCAACAGCAGCAGCGGUGAUGUCAUGGUUGCCGUGGCAGCACGUAACCCGGUCGGGCUUUCCCGGCGCUCCAUCGUGGUGGUUCCAGAAUUCCGAGCAGACUCUGAGCAGUCAGUGUCAGAGCUGGUGGGCAGUGGUGGGGAUUUAGAAUUGACCUGGCAACCUUGCCCCAACGCCAGCCGUGGCUAUUUGGUGGAGUGGGUUUGCACAGGCUGCACAGGCCACUGCACUGUCCAGUGGACGAAGGUUCCAGAAUCAAACACCAGCACCGUCAUCCAGGCUGCGUCUCUGGAGGUUGGAGUGAGGUACACACUCUCAGUGUUUGCUCUGAGUGAUGAAGCUACCGCUCUACUGCAGAGGCACCAUGGAUACGGGCACGAGCUGGUUCCCGUCCAGUCUGUGAAGUCCCUGAAUGUCUGGCAGUCUGGUGAGAAUGUUCUGCUGUCCUGGGAGCCUGUGGCCAUAUCUAACAGGAGAGGGUUCAUCCGUGGAUACACCAUCUACCUGAACAAUGCCUCACACCUGGAGCUCGUAGCGAACGUGACUGAUCCAGCGCUGAGGUCGUACACAGUGAAGGGUUUGAGUUUGGGCUCCUAUAAAUUCACCGUGAAGGCGUACACUUCAGCCGGAGAGGGAGGAGGAUCCACGGUGGCCAUUAAAAUGGAGUCUAACAGUGAUAUGCUGGUGGUGCAGCUUCUGGUGUCUUUAGUAGCCAUGUCCUUCUGCCUCGUCGUCAUUAGCAUCUUCUGCUACAAGAAGAGAGAAUGGGUGAAGAAAGCUUUCUAUCCUGAGAUUCCUGGACCCAAGCUAGCUGGAAAUUGGACAACUCCUCCGGCUCCUCUCGACAUCAAGCCGCCCACCCACAGCAUGGUCCACAUCGUGGAGAGUCCUGAGUGGGACUCAUCAAAGAAGGGGCUUGUGCCGGUGCCGGAGGAGGAAGAGGACGACAACGGCUCUGUUGGUGAAAACGUGGAGGUGGACACGGACUCGGACGAACCCACCCUUCUCAGAUACUACAACCAGCUGGUUACCGAUGGUUCCCAUAGCAACUAUGCCUCGGACACGUCGGGGUCCUCAACCAGUUCGGUGGACUCCGCUCAGACGCAGGUGACCUACACAGGCAUCCAAAGCCCCACCUCCUCACACUGGGCACCGUCUUAUGGCUACAGACCCCAGAUGCAGCCUGUGGAGGGCCCCGAAGAGCCAGCAGCCGCAUUUGAGAACGAGCCCCAGCAGGAGAGCCCAAGCAUAGCGUACAGACCCCAGUGCUCCUGGCAGGCGGAGUCUCCGGGGGCCGAGAACUUUAGCGGAUCUCUGGGAAGCCCCACUUCCGUAACAUCCUCACAGUUCCUCAUUCCGGAAACCGCCGAAGAAGAUCCGGAACCUUCAGGAACCUGGUUCCAGAACUUCCUGUCUGGCAAGUUCUGAAUCCAGGCCACAUUUCAUUUUUUUCCGUGAGGAUUUGUCAUCGUUUAAGCUUCCGAGUGUGGUGCUUCUCUGAAACCCAUCUUCAUCUAUGCUCAUACUUGCCCUAGUACUCAGCGACUUCAUGAGCCCACACGUUUUUGUUUUUCACAUUUAGGUUGAAAGGCCUCGGCAUUUUGCCGAACCCGUUUCCAGGAAAACAGCUCCUUGUUUCUGGUGGAGAGACGGAGAUGAAACACUACUGAAGAGCGACAGCUAGUUGUAAUGACUAUCUGAGCUCUAACAGAACGGUUACGUAUCUAACCUUAACCUGCAGAGGGCUCUGUUCUCAGCGCCACCUGCUUUUCCCAAGCAGUAUUGUCCGUUUGGUCAUGGAUUUGAAAUAGACAGGGCCCGUUAGCAUUCAUAUAAGCUUACUGAUCACUAACACUGGUGAUUGUUUCUGUUUUUUGUGGCAUUAACUGCUUUUUUAUGUAGAGGAAACGUCGCAGGUCAUCUGGAGUUUCAGAAAGGACUCACUCAAGGCCUCUAAGCCAGUCACAGAGCAUUGCUCUUUAAGGUUCACUACAGUGUAUAUUUUUUAUAUUUUGUUUUAUGGAAGGUGAAAUCAGUGUUUUCCCCCCCGCGGCCCAUUCGGGAAUCAGAGGUGCAGCUGACGCUAGCUAUAUCGACCGGUACCUUAAGACCUUAUUAAACAUGUUUACACUUCGUUCACUAGGGAGCCGUUCAUUUAGUCAGUGCUGCGUAAUUUUGCAUAGAUCCAAAGAAAUUUUGAGUCUCAGCACAAAAAGCUGAAAAUUAGAAAAUGUUUGGUUGCAUAAACAUUUCAAUUCUGACAAGUAAACCUAAUGACCUAACGAGUGUCCUGCGUCAGCAGGUCAGUAGGAAUGGGCAUUUUUAACUGUUGCAUUUCAAACGUAAAGAUAUCUCGGAAUAAGAAGCAUUUUCUUAGAAGAUUUAGCAGCUAUUUAUAUCGUGCAGCUAGUGCUAGAGCUAAUUAGUCGCUGAUGGUUCAGUUGAUUUAUAAUUAUUUUUGUGAUUUCUCAAAAUUCCUCCAGAACAGAGUGAGGUGUAGUCAGAGGUUCAGAGGGUUUGGAGUGAAACGGUUCAGACGUCUUUACAGUGGUGGUGAUGGGAACUAGAUGUCGCCAUGACUACAACACAGAUAUAGAUGUUUUAUUUACCAUCCAGAACCACCAG
Molecule: messenger RNA, 4568 nt
Organism: Pygocentrus nattereri (red-bellied piranha)
Lineage: Eukaryota; Metazoa; Chordata; Actinopteri; Characiformes; Serrasalmidae
Gene: lifra
Product: LIF receptor subunit alpha a
Exons: 18
Coding region: 570-3371 (933 amino acids)
Biological process (GO): cytokine-mediated signaling pathway
Cellular component (GO): membrane; external side of plasma membrane; signaling receptor complex
Molecular function (GO): cytokine binding; cytokine receptor activity
Source: RefSeq, a predicted model, not a curated record